Molecule: messenger RNA, 5123 nt
Organism: Bubalus bubalis (water buffalo)
Lineage: Eukaryota; Metazoa; Chordata; Mammalia; Artiodactyla; Bovidae
Product: primary amine oxidase, lung isozyme
Exons: 4
Coding region: 2509-4845 (778 amino acids)
Biological process (GO): amine metabolic process; response to antibiotic
Cellular component (GO): early endosome; endoplasmic reticulum; Golgi apparatus
Molecular function (GO): primary methylamine oxidase activity; quinone binding; copper ion binding
Source: RefSeq, a predicted model, not a curated record
CAGUGACCUGGGCAUCCGGAGCGGUUCCACUGGCCUCAUGGGGACUCCGGGACAGCAGGCAGGCUCAGGCAGCACGUUCUGGGGCCCAGCCUGGGGACUGGGGAUGGCACCUGGCUUCCAAGGAUAGAGUUGCCUUCAGCACAUUUACACAGGCUGCGGGCAAGUUUGUCCAAAGGGAAAUAAGACUUACUAGAGGAAGCAGGAUGUGUAGCUCCUUUCCCCUGAGUAUCUAUCCAACAGAAACACCUUCAAACAGUUGUUUACGAUGUGUGAUAUGAUGAUUGUGAAGCCUAGGAUGACACGAAUUCAGAGGAAGCAAUGUGACAGCAAGACGCUUCUAGAGAAGGUGGGCAGAGGGGCACCUUCUGCUAUAUCAGUUCCUCCUCAAGGUCAGGCCAAAGCUCUCCCUCCCACUCCCUGAUCAUCACUUCUUCUCCUCUAGGAGACCUGGGGAUUCCCCACCAGAGUGGACAUUCUUGAUCUGUGAUUGGUAACACUAGUCCGGAUGAAAAAAAAGUGUUAGGUGUUCUCUUGACAAUGUGUUCUGAGCUGGGAGGAAAUACCAUGACUUAUCAAAGGAUCCAGAAUGAAGUUCCUGGGCUGGAAAGGCUUGCCGUGGGGCCAGGGAUGGGUUUGACCUUAGAUUCUGUUGCCCCUUUAUUACAAACUCCACAUGAACCUUUCAAACUGAGACAGGCUAGGGCCUGAGUUCCUAUACUGGAGUGCUUACACUUGGCACCUGGACAGAUAUCUCCUUGAAAACAGAAUACAAACAACCUGUAACAGACUAAAAAUAUCUGCAAGCACUGGGCAGUCCGGGCAGUUAUGAACAAUGAGACACAGAAAACACAGAAAUGUAUUGCUGCUUCUGAGGUGAAAGGAGAAGAGCAGGGUUGGGCGUGACCCCUGCACACAGCACCACCAAAGGGGUGGGCAGACCACCUAAGCCAGCCCUCAGUCCGCUCCACGGAUCUGUCCCCACUCUUACUCCACUGGAGGAACCAGGCCACAGAGGGCAAGCAAGGGAACCUGUGUUUUGUUCUUGCUCCUUCCUGCUGCAGCUCGAGUACCAGUUAACUCUCAUUUGAUUACUUCACCGGCCUCUUAUUAAUUCAAUUGAUGUAAGAGUCCGAGGCCCCAGGUUGGUCACAAAAUGACCCGUGUGUGGAAUUUCCAUAUCAAAAUAGAGCUGGUUGCAGAAGCAGCUGGUAUCUGGAGAACCUGACCUUUCUGAGGUUGAUUUCCCUGGUUUCACAUGUACCCAGACUUCUGUCUUUCUGCAUUGCCUACUUUGCUUAAGGCCCACACACUGCACAAGCCCUCCUGACCUGAUCUCUUCUGCUGUCCCACCAACUCCUGUCUCCACCUCACACCCAAUGCGCUGACCUUGGCCAUUUCCUGCCCAUGCCAGGUGCUUCAAGUUCUGUACCUUUGCACCUUGUGAUCCUUUUGGCUCGAUGUACUGUCCAUUCUCCUCCAGCAAACAUACUCUGUCUGCAAGGUCAUCUAAGGCGACUUCUGGGGAAAGUGGUCUUGGACAAGUCCAGGUUGGAAAGGACUUUCCCCCAGUUCACCAGGGAAGCAUGUCCCACCUCUGGAACCUCAGUCUCUCCUGGUUCCCUCAGGAUCUGGCUGAACAAAAGAUGGUGUCUACCUCACAUCACCUGCCUGACAAUGGAGAUUACUUUGUUCUCUGCCUCUGCAGCAUUCUGGAAAAGGGUUUCCUGGGGAUGAAGGUUGCAGACAGCUAGGUUAAAUUCACAGCCAGGGUAUUAUGCACCCUGACAUCUGAUGUGGUCCUUCAGUUUUGCUUAAGGGGUGGAGGUCUCUGUAAGUUGCAACUUCCCACCCCCUCCAGCUUCUGAAUGGAUUCACUCCCCUCAGGCUUUCCUCUAGUGACUCCAGGAGUUCAGGACCUCCAAGAUGUUGACCUGGCUCGGCCUUUAAGACCCUCUGCUCCCUACAGGUGAUUGGUGUUCUCAGCAUGACUCUCCAGGCUCCUAUGCAUGCCAUUAGGGUUCUGGUUGCUGCAUGGGAGCCCUCAUCAGAGGGCUUCAUGGACUAGAGGAAGGAAGAUGGAAUCUGGCUGGAUGGCUGAACACAGGGGAGUUUUGCUUGCAGCCAUGUAGCAAGGAGCAAGGUUCCAUCGAGAGAGUGGAAAAAGAGCCCCGGGACACAUCACUUCUACCACUUCCUCCCUCCAGCUGUGUCUCCCACACCCAUGCCUCCCCCAUUUUGUUCCCCAACAGGGAAGCUGAGUGUUUGAUUUGAAACAGGAGGACAGAGGCUGACACGGGCCACUUAAAAUUCAGGUUAUAACCUCAGCUGCAUCUUCUGAGCCUGGCCUGAUCACUGCCCCGCCCCAGCCUCCAACCACUGCCAACCCUCUCUCCUCGGCUGUUUGUCCUUAGUGUACAUAUAACGCGUUGACCCGAGCACAAGUCAAAGACAGGAACCUACAGACACCGAAGGAGGCACUGUGCACCCAGUUCUGUCGGUCUAUCCAUCAUGCGUGCUGCACUCCAAAUCAAGAGCCUGAAGACAGCCAGAGCUUUAGCGAUGUUCAUCUUCAUUUUUCUGUCCUUGUGGGCUCUUCUGGUGAUGGGCAGGGAGGAAGGUGGUGCUGGGAGUGAGGAGGGAGUUGGGAAGCAAUGUCAUCCCAGCCUGCCUCCCCGCUGCCCCUCCGGAUCCCCCAGUGACCAGCCCUGGACACACCCUGGCCAGAGCCAGCUGUUUGCAGACCUGAGCCGAGAAGAGCUGACAACUGUGAUGAGCUUCCUGACUCAGCAGCUGGGGCCAGACCUGGUGGAUGCAGCCCAGGCCCGACCCUCAGACAACUGUGUCUUCUCGGUAGAGCUGCAGCUGCCCCCCAAGGCUGCAGCCCUGGCCCACCUGGACAGGGGGAGCCCCCCACCUGCCCGGGAGGCACUGGCCAUCGUCUUCUUUGGCGGACAACCCCAGCCCAAUGUGACUGAGCUGGUGGUGGGGCCACUGCCCCAGCCCUCCUACAUGCGGGAUGUGACCGUGGAGCGUCAUGGGGGCCCCCUGCCCUAUUACCGACGUCCCUUUCUUACCCAAGAGUACCAGGACAUAGACCAGUUGAUCUUUGACAGAGAGCUGCCCCAGGCUGCUGGUGUCCUCCACCACUGCUGCUCCUACAAACAAGGAGGAAGGAACCUGGUCAUCUUGACCGCAGCUCCCCGCGGCGUCCAGUCAGGGGACAGGGCCACGUGGUUUGUCCUCUGCUAUAACAUUUCAGGAUCUGGGACCUACCUGCACCCUGUGGGGUUGGAGCUGCUGGUAGAUCACAAGGCUCUGGACCCUGCCCAGUGGACCAUCCAGAAAGUAUUCUUUCAAGGCCGCUACUAUGAGAGUCUGGCCCAGCUGGAGGAGCAGUUUGAGGCUGGCCAGGUGAAUGUGGUGGUGAUCCCAAACAAUGGCACAGGUGGGUCCUGGUCUCUGAAGCCCCAGGUGCCCCCGGGUCCAACUCCCCCUCUGCAGUUCCAUCCUCAGGGUGCCCGCUUCAGUGUCCAGGGCAGUCAAGUGACCUCCUCAUUGUGGACUUUCUCCUUUGGCCUCGGAGCUUUCAGUGGUCCUAGGAUCUUUGACAUUCGAUUCCAGGGAGAAAGGCUGGCUUAUGAAAUUAGCCUGCAAGAGGUCCUGGUUGUCUAUGGUGGGAAUACCCCAUUCGCAAUGAUGAACCGCUACAUGGAUCGAGGCUUUGGUAUGGGCAAGUUUGCCACGCCCCUGACCCGUGGCGUCGACUGCCCCUAUCUGGCCACCUAUGUGGACUGGCACUUUCUUCUGGAGUCCCAAGCCCCCAGGACUCUACACGAUGCCUUUUGUGUGUUUGAGCAGAACAAGGGCCUGCCGCUGAGGCGACACCACUCAGAUGUGUUUUCUCACUAUUUUGGGGGUCUUGUGGAGACUGUGCUGGUCUUCAGAUCUGUGUCGAGCUUGUAUAACUAUGACUAUGUUUGGGAUGUGAUCUUUCACCCCCAUGGGGCCAUUCAAGUCAAAUUCCAUGCCACGGGCUUCAUCAGCUCAGUGUUCCACUUUGGUGCUGCCAGAAGAUAUGGAAACAAGGUUCGGGAGAACACACUGGGCACCGUCCACACCCACAGUGCCCACUACAAGGUGGAUUUGGAUGUGGGAGGACUGGAGAACUGGGUCUGGGUUGAGGACAUGGCUUUUGUCCCCACUGCAAUACCCUGGAGCCCCGAGCACCAGAUACAGAGGCUGCAGGUGACCCGGAAGCAGCUGGAGACCGAGGAGCAGGCUGCCUUCCCCCUGGGAGGGGCCUCCCCUCGCCACCUGUACCUGGCCAGCAACCAGAGCAACAAGUGGGGACACCCUCGGGGCUACCGCAUCCAGAUUAUCAACCAACCUGUGGAGCCACUGCCCCAGAACAGCCCUAUAGAGAGAGCCGUCAGCUGGGGGAGGUACCAGCUGGCCGUGACCCAGAGGAAGGAGACAGAGCCUAGCAGCUCCAGCAUCUUCAAUCAGAAUGACCCCUGGACUCCCACUGUGGACUUUGCUGACUUCAUCAACAAUGAGACCAUUGCUGGAAAGGACUUGGUGGCCUGGGUGACAGCUGGUUUCCUGCACAUCCCACAUGCAGAGGACGUUCCCAACACGGUGACAGUGGGGAACAGUGUGGGCUUCUUUCUGCGACCCUACAACUUCUUUGACGAGGACCCCUCCAUCAAUUCUGCUGACUCUAUCUACUUCCAAGAAGACCAGGAUGCUGGGUCCUGUGAGGUCAACUCCCUGGCUUGCCUGCCCCAGGUUGCUGCCUGUGCCCCUGACCUCCCUGCCUUCUCCCACGGGGGCUUCUCCCCCUAGGUGUUCCUGGAAUGGGGUAUGUGGCUGGGGUCCCAGGGUCAGGGAAUGUGGGGAGAAGGGCUGGGAGCUGGGGAGUCUGUGCCCUCCUCUCCCUCUUCACCCUCCAGGGUCCUUUCUCUCCCUUGCCUUCCCUCCCUGCUGGGAGCAUCCUGAGCCUGUGCUGCAAGAGACAGGGUCGUCUCAGCCCUGUGGACCCCAAGCUGCUGGGUUCCUGUUGCAGAGAGCAGAGGAAUGGCCAGUGAGGAGCCUGGAAUGAUUAUUAAAGUUUUCCAAUCGCU